AUGGGCAAGAAAAUUGUGUUCAACAUCUCCUCGGAGUUCCAGCUCCAGCAACUGCUUGGUGAAGGAGCGUAUGGCAUUGUGUGUAGUGCACGGCAUUUGCCCACAGGUCAAAUGGUAGCCAUCAAGAAAAUCGAACCCUUUGACAGAACUUUGUUCUGCCUACGCACACUAAGAGAGAUCAAACUUCUACGGUGUUUUCAGCAUGAAAAUAUCAUAUCGAUCUUCGAUAUCCAAAGACCAGCAUCUUUUGAAAGUUUCAACGAGGUGUAUAUCAUUCAAGAGUUGAUGGAUACGGACCUGCACAGGGUGAUUGCAACGCAAACGCUAUCCGACGAUCAUAUCCAGUAUUUCAUAUACCAGAUCCUUCGCGGGCUCAAAUGCUUGCAUGCCGCAGAUGUGAUCCACCGAGAUCUGAAGCCUUCGAACCUGCUUGUUAAUGCCAAUUGUGACGUUAAGCUUUGCGAUUUCGGUCUUGCCCGAUGUGCAGGAACAGGUACAAUUGGAUCGAAAAGUGGCGAUUGCGGCCAGAUGACAGAAUAUGUGGCCACACGUUGGUAUCGAGCACCAGAAGUGAUGCUGACGGCAGCGGAAUACACAUUUGCCAUGGAUGUGUGGUCUUGUGGAUGCAUUCUAGCCGAGCUUUUGAUGCGUCGGCCAUUGUUUCCCGGAAAAGAUUACCGUCAUCAGUUGCUGCUGAUUUUCCAAGUGAUAGGUACGCCCAGCGCGAAAGAUCUUGAAUGUGUUCGCUCGACUCGAGCCUUGCAGUAUUUGCGAUCAUUACCAUAUUAUCCGAAAAAACAAUCCUUCGAAGAGCUCCUUUCCACAACGAAUCGUCAAGCCAUUGAUUUGCUGGAACAAAUGCUGAUCUUUGAUCCACGUCGAAGGAUCACCGCAGCAGAAGCGUUGAAACACCCUUAUUUGAGCUCAUAUCAUGACCCACAAGAUGAACCUGCGACCACAAAAGUAGAUCCAAAACUGUUUCGCUUCGACGAUUGCAAGGAUCGGUUGGGAGCUGGUGAUUUGAAGCGGUUGUUGUGGGACGAGAUAUUUGGCCGUGCAGCGUAA
This is a messenger RNA of Lachancea sp. 'fantastica', 1065 nucleotides long. The record is from the annotation of a GenBank genome assembly. NCBI's taxonomy places the organism in Eukaryota, Fungi, Ascomycota, Saccharomycetes, Saccharomycetales, Saccharomycetaceae.